CGCAGAUAAGCACGGGCUGUGUAGAGGGGCACUUUCUUUCCAGCUCACUACGACUUAGUAUCUAUACUCUAAGGACAAGGGUUGACUAUAGUCGGUGUAAAGAUAAUGGCUCUUCAUCCCAAAUUUUCGGGUCAGAAGUUGUUGACAGCCAACUUACAGCAACCAUGGCAUACCCUCGAACUAUACCUUGAUUAUGUCUGCCCUUACUCCGCAAAGCUAUUCAGCACAUUCUACACAUCGGUGAGACCAAUUAUCUUACAAAAUUAUCAAUCAAGACUUCAGGUUGUCUUUCGUCAGCACGUUCAACCUUGGCAUCCAUCAUCCACUCUGACGCAUGAAGCUGGUGCGGCGGUGUUGAAAAUAGCUCCAGACAAGUUCUGGGAAUUUAGCGCUGCACUGUUCAGUCACCAAGAAGAAUUCUUUGAUGUCAGUGUUGUUAACGAGACACGCAACAAGACAUAUCAGAGACUUGCGAAGAUAGCCGCGACAGUUGGUGUGGAUGAACACGAGAUGCUCGAAUUAUUGAACAUCAGCGAAGUUAUUGCUGAUGGACAGUUGAAUACCGGCAACAAGGUGACGAAUGAUAUCAAAUUGAUGGUCAAGUCAGGUCGAACAAUCGGCGUCCAUGUAUCUCCGACCGUAUAUUUCAAUGGCGUCGAGGAACCAGGUAUCAGCAGCAGCUUCACGGCCACACAAUGGGAGCAAUGGCUGGCCAUGAAUGUAGCGUAGGAAUUGUGCUCUAAAAGAGAGUGGUAUGAUAACAGGAGGUAUUCAAGUUCAGAUGAUAAUUGUGGGCAUUCUUUGGUAGCAAGGAGCAUAUCUCAACAGGAUGAGAUUUCUGAAUGCAAUCUAAUCAUAUGG
Molecule: messenger RNA, 861 nt
Organism: Aspergillus neoniger CBS 115656
Lineage: Eukaryota; Fungi; Ascomycota; Eurotiomycetes; Eurotiales; Aspergillaceae
Product: DsbA family protein
Exons: 5
Coding region: 106-729 (207 amino acids)
Source: RefSeq, a predicted model, not a curated record